Encephalitozoon romaleae SJ-2008 is the source of this 1461-nucleotide messenger RNA. Its product is annotated as Ercc4-type nuclease. Gene Ontology annotation, molecular function: DNA binding; crossover junction DNA endonuclease activity. Lineage: Eukaryota; Fungi; Microsporidia; Unikaryonidae. The coding region runs from base 1 to 1461 and encodes 486 amino acids. Gene Ontology annotation, biological process: DNA catabolic process; double-strand break repair. The transcript has a single exon. The record is from RefSeq and is a predicted model, not a curated record.
AUGUCUAAGGGCCAGCUGGACCUAACUCAACUAGUAAAGUCAGCUGUGGACUUUUUGUCCCAUUUAUCAUCAUCAAGAAAUAUGAAAUCAAGAUAUUCAUACAAGAAAAUAGCUCAAGAAUUGAAUAGAAUUGAGGAACCUUUAUACUCAUUGGACGGUUUGAAGAGUAUAAAGGGGGCAGGAAGCAAAACAAUUAAAAGGAUACAGGAGUUUGUAGAUAAAAAAGUUGUAGAAAGUAUAAAGACAGAAGAUGAUCUUGAGAAAUAUUCAAAUAUUCUUUCGCCAGAUGCAUAUGAUGAGACGAAGAAAAAGUUAAGUAGUAGAGACAUGUUGGGUUAUAGCCUUGGGAAUGAUGCAGAUGAGGAAAAGAGGAUCCGUAUUCCUAGGAAGAGAAAAUAUGUCCCUGGAUAUAGAACAGGAAGCUAUGGGAUAAUGAAGGCACUGUGGAUAAGGGAGGGGAUUACCAAACACGAGAUAGCACAUAUAGGAAGAAAUUAUUGCGACUCUGAAUUUGAUUUUACUGCUAGGCACUCUGCUUGGUCAUCUAUGAAAACAUUAACAAAAAAGGGAAUUGUGUAUAAGGAAGGAAGAUCUAAAUUCUAUCUUACAGAUGAAGGAAGAGAGCUAGCAACAACUAUGUUUGCGAAUACAUCUGCCAUUGAAGAAGAAGAGGAGGAAGUUACACUUAUAAUAGAUGCUAGAGAAAUAAAAAGCAGAAAGUUUAGAUUAUUUUUCCAAGAAUAUUUUGAAUCGAAGAAAAUUAGGCAUGAUACCCGAAUUCUUGAAGUUGGAGAUUUCCUUUGGAUUAGAGGCGAGAAGGUAUGUGGGUUUAUAAUAGAGAGGAAGAAAGGAAGUGAUUUUGUGAGUAGUAUAAUGGAUGGCAGAUUCAAGGAACAAAAGAAUAGAUUAAAAAGUACUGGAAUAAAGAAGAUCUUUUACAUCGUAGAGGGAUUGAAGAGCACCCAUAUGCAAAGCGUGGGGAAGGGGCUUGUGAUGUCGUGUUUGGCGACAACGAAACUAGAGGGAUUUAUUGUUAUAGAAACGAAGGACAUAACUCAGACGGGCUCUGUUAUUCACAUGAUAGACUGUGAGGUAAGAAAAGGAUAUGAAAAAGGGCUUGAGGCUCCAGAUAGAUUAAAGAAGGAUGAAGAAUGUGAAGAGUACCUAAAGCCCUGUGAGAGUUCUGAUGGAGAGAUGGAGAUGAGUUAUGGAAGUUUUAUUGACAAGGGCGCCAAAGGAAAAGGGAGAACCCAGACAUACUUGCUCUACAUAUCCCUACUUUCCAUUAAAGGAAUGGGCCAUAAAAAAGCUUGGGCAUUGGCUGAGUUUUAUAAGACAAUUGGGGAAUUGAUUGGAAAAGUUAAAAACAAUGGGCCAGGAAAGCUCUAUGAAUUUGAGGUGGAAGGAAAGAAGAUAUCCCGGAAGAACGCCGAUGACAUAAUAGAGUUUUUUCUGAAAUGA